GCCGCGCGAGCAGCCAGCUGAGCCUCCUCGGCGACAAAAAUCGGUAUACACAAACCGAUCGCGCGCGCGCGCGCGCGCACCCAUACUAUUUACCUGUAUUGGUUGUACACCGUUAAAAUACAAUACAAAUUGAUGCUCCGUUCGCGAUACUUAACAUCGAUAUGAGUGCGCUUUGCGCGAUCGAGCCUUAGACGCGCGCGCGAUCGGUAGUACAGUGGGACGUGGGUGAGGAAGAUGCGGUUGGAGGCCGAGCCCGAGGAGGAGAUGACAGCGGAGCAAGGGCCGUCCGAGUCUUCGUCGCUGCUGUUGUUGCUGAGCUUCUGGGCCGACACGUGAGCCAGUCGAGACCGCGGGGAACUGCCAAUAGAUCGGGACGAGCGUUAAAUCGUAGCAAAUGCGGCAGCCAAGAUGGAUUCCAACGUGGGAUUGGACUACAUUGUGGAUAACCCCGACUACUGUCAGAAACUCGCUUCCGCUCUGGACACGGCCUGUCCGUCGGUGAAGAAGCAAGUAGUUGAGUUACUGUCGGCCCUCUGCGUCUACAGCCAAGAUGGACGUCAGCGCGCCAUCGACACUCUUCACAGCUACCAGGAGCGCAAGGGCGAGCGCUACCGGCUGCUCGUCGUGGUCGACGAGUUGCGGAAAGCCACGGCCGAGGAUUACCAGACCGCCCUGCUCGCAUUUAUCAACUGUCUAGUCAUUUCAGCCCCGGUCCUCAAGGACCGCGUGCGCAUCAGGAACGAGUUUAUCGGCCUGAAACUCCUACCGGUUCUCAACGACCUUCGAAAGGACAAGAGCCACGUGCCGGACCUCAGGGUGCAGCUCGACGUCUUUGACGAUCAACGUGACACGGACGAGGAGCUAUCGAACCAGGGACCUCCCGGCAUCGAUUUAUCCUCCCACGUCGAUGUAUUUUAUGCCAUUCUCGGACAGGUCGCAGACACGCCGCAGGAGAUACCCUUCCUGAGUAUACUGCAGCACUUGCUGCGACUCGACCCGAAGGAGGCGGCUAGCGAUCUUGCCUGGGACACCGCCGAGACGCUGGUUCACCGGGCCACCCUAUUGGAGAACAGGGAUGACGCCACCAAACUCCUGAGGUCGCCCAGCUUGCAAACGAAUCUAUGCUGUCACUGUCGAGGCGCCGACCAGACCUGCGGCGGCAGCCGCAAGUCCUCGGUGCCAACGACGACGACCGCCACCACGGCAACGAUGCCCGGGAUCACAGGUGCAGCCCCGGGGCCACCCCCGCCACCGCCCCCGCCUGCCCCGGCGCUCAUACUCCCACCACCGCCGCCACCCCCGCCUCUCGUCAUGCUACAACAGCAGCCUACGUUGACCCCGAGCGGCCCACCACCCCCGUCGCCGCCUCCCAACAGUUUGUUGCUGCAGUUGUCGGCCCAGCCGGCCGGUGCGGGCUCGAGUGGUACCGGCUCGGCCCGAGUGCCCACGCCCGAGCCACCCACCGGCACCGGGGCCAAGCUCCUGCCCCAACAGGAGAUACCCACCCCCAAGGCCAAGAUGAAGACCAUCAACUGGAACAAGAUCCCGAACCACAAGGUGAUCGGUAAGCGGAACAUUUGGUCGCUGGUCGCCAACGAGCACCAGAACUCGCCAAUGGCAGACCUCGACUGGGCGGAGAUGGAGGGUCUGUUCUGCCAGCAGGUGCCCCCGAUGGUGCCCGCCAAUGCCAACUGUACCGGAGGCUCGGCCAACGGCACGGACGCCGAGAGACGCCGACGCGAGCCCACCGAGAUCGCGCUGCUGGACGGCAAGAGGAGCUUGAACGUCAACAUAUUUUUGAAGCAGUUUAGGAGCUCGAACGAGGACAUAAUCCAGCUGAUCCGGGACGGGGGUCACGACGACAUCGGCGCCGAGAAGCUAAGGGGCCUUUUGAAGAUCUUGCCGGAGGUCGACGAGCUCGAAAUGCUCAAGGGCUUCGACGGCGACAAGUCGAAGCUCGGCAACGCCGAGAAAUUCUUCCUCCAGCUCAUCCAAGUACCAAAUUAUAAAUUGCGAAUCGAGUGCAUGCUGCUGAAGGAGGAGUUCGCGGCGAACAUGAGUUACCUUGAACCAAGUAUAAAUUCGAUGAUCCUCGCUGGCGAGGACCUCAUGACGAACAAAUCUCUGCAAGAGGUGCUCUACAUGGUAUUAGUGGCCGGUAACUUUUUGAACUCGGGCGGUUACGCGGGAAACGCCGCCGGAGUCAAGCUGUCGUCCCUCCAGAAGCUCACGGAGAUCCGGGCGAACAAGCCCGGUAUGAAUCUCAUCCAUUACGUAGCGAUGCAAGCCGAGCGGAAGAGAAAGGACUUGCUGAACUUUGCCCGGGGAAUGAACGCCCUCGACUCAGCUACCAAGACGACGGUGGAGCAGCUGACGAACGAGUACAACGCGCUGGACGCGCGCAUCAAGAAGAUCCGCAGUCAAAUACAGGUGCCGUCUACGGAGCCCGACAUCCAGGAGCAGAUGGCUCAGUUCCUCCAGAUGGCCGAGCAAGAGAUGGCCCAACUGCAGCGCGACAUGGACGAGCUCGACAGCGUCAGGCGGACCCUGGCCGAGUUCUUUUGCGAGGACGCCAACACCUUCAAGAUCGAGGAGUGCUUCAAGAUAUUCCACCAGUUUUGCCAAAAGUUCAACCAAGCGGUGGCGGAGAACGAGAGGCGCAAGCUCCAGGAGGAGCAGGUGCUCGCGAGGCGCAAGCAGAGGGAGGAGCAGCUCCUCGCCAAGAAGCGCCUCCUGAACAGCAGCCAGAUGGAGACGCCCAACUCCGAGUCGGACAGCUUGUACUUGAUGGAGUACGGCUCGCUGGAGAAGUCCGGCGUCAAGAUCAAGAGACUGCAGAAUGGCAUGGUCACGUCCGACGAGGACAUAUCGACCAUUGGAUCGCCGAGUAUCCGCCGGCGCCUCGGCUCGUGCUCGGGAGGUCCCGAUCAGCUCUCUACCAAAGAAGAUACCUAUUCGCCAGAUAUAACGCCAAAUGGAACCCUACGCCGAAGAAGAAGUCGCAUCCCGUGCGAGGACGACGACAACAAUCUGAUGGACUUUUUACGUACCACUGGCCAGGACAACGCGCGAGAAAGAAAGUCGUGGGGCAGCUUGGAUCGCUCGUGGGCUAAGCGAGCGCGCGGCCAGCCACGUCGGGGAGACCUGUUGAACGCCGAUUUCUCGGGAGACCGCGAGAGACCGAGUUCGCCGUCGCCUCUCGUCGAGAGCAAGCCAUUCGCUCAGGAGGAAGAGACCCGACCAACUGGGAGAGCGUGGAGGCAAAAGAUCGAGGCUUGGCUCACGGAAAACGAGAAGGAAGAGCGCGCGGGUGAGGAGCUUCAGCGAAAAACGAGGCAGCGACAAGCCAAUCGCCGGUCCUUCGAAGACUCUGAAAACGAAGGCAGAGUCCUGCACCCGAGUAUAUUCACCGAGGACGCAUCGGCAAGCGACAAGUACCAAAAAUACGACUGGCGGCCGUCGGUCGAGAAGACCGACGUCAUGCGAACCAUGGAAGCCAUAGAAGAAGCCCAGCCCGCUUCGUCGCAAAAGGACAAGUCUCCCUGGAGAAAGUCGAGUUUAAACGUUUCGAGCGUCGAGGAGAGCGACCCCCGGUACUCCCGCAGGCAUCGGUCUCGGCUCAACCCGGACAACAUCCUCGGAUCGAGCACCCUACAGGCGAUCCGCGAGGAGGAGCGAAAGAAGAACAGCGGCAAGACGAGCGCGGAGAGCGGCGAGUCGGGCGGCAACGACGAGCUGACGAUCUACCUGCGCUCCCCGGUAGCCCCGAGCGUCGUCCCGCAGUCCCGGCGUCUCUCCCAGCUGAGUAGGCGCGGCGCCGAGGACGCGGUCAACGACAGGAUCGACAUAGACUCGGACAACGUGGAGACACCCCCGGCCUCCAGGCGGCUCUUCACCUCCGACAGCAAGGAGGUGGCGGGGGCCGCGGUGCCCGAUCUGGGCACCGGCAACUUUGACAGGUUCUCGGCGACCAGGCGCACGCGUCGCUACAAGAAGAGCCAGGACCCGGUGGUCCUCGACGGCAAGGACUCGACACCGGCGAAGCUCGAGCAGUGCGUGCCGGACGGGGGCGUCGGGGAGGUCAGUUCGGCCCGUCGGCCCAGCAGUCUCGCGCUGGCGACGGACGACGGCUCCCAGGCUCGGGACAGCGACGCCAUGCUCCGCGUCUGGCAGGACAAGCUCAAGCGGCGCGAGGCCAGCCAGCAGGAGAUUGACGCGGCCGUGGCGGGGGUAGGUGCCGCGGCCAAGGACCUCCAACAACUGGCGAGUUCCGGAAUACCCGGCGCCGGUAGCGCCACCAGGGGAGGAGGCUCCUCCCGGCUGCCCGUCACCCAACCGGCGCCCGUCGUGGCAGUUACCAAUACAGUCUUGAGCCCGGUGAUGCAGGAGUCUCGGCCAAGGGAGCCCGCGAGCUUCGUUGCCGAGCGCGCCACGCCCAGCCGCGAGAGGAGGCGCAGCAUGAUCGAUCCCAGCCAAGUGCGCGAGUCGCGGAGACUCAUGAACGAGCCCGAGCUCGUUACCAGCCCCCUCGCCGAGGACCUGCCGCCCGGCAGUUUGCUCCUGGCCACCGCUCGAGCCAACGGAGGCAGCAGUGGCAGCGGGUCAAAGGUCACGGAGCAGCCGGCGUCUACUUUGCCGGGGCGCCAGCAGGGCUCGCCGCGGUACAUCUCGGACCUGACGGCGACGAGCAAGGCGCGCGAGCUGGAUCUGAACGACGAGGGUUUCGAGGAGACGCAGAGCCUCGUCUCGGAGACCCUCAGCCAGGAGGCCUCGUCCGGCAACUACGAGACCGACACCCACGACUCGACGCGCUGCUCCCCGGCCGAGCUCACCCGCACGGGCACGACCACCGCCGUGGCGGCCCCCACCGCCACCAGCACCGCCGUCCCGAGGACGAGCGGUGGCCUACCGAAGGGCGUCAUCGGUAGCUCCGACCCGAGACCCACCGCCAUCCAGGACAAGAACAUCUCGAGGAUCAAGGGCGGCUUCGAGAGGCGCGACAGCCGGGACAGCGUGGCCAGCAAGGACUCGGGGAGCUUCCUACCCAAGCGCACCAGCAGCGUCAAACGCGAGGUCCCGACCACACGCAGCAACCGGGGCCUGGAGAGCGCGAAGCGAGGAACAACGUCCUUGAGCACCGUGGGUGGGGCGAGCUCGCGCCACGAGGCGGUGGAGCGCUCGGGUUCACGAAGUAGCCUGCGAAGCUCGCGCAGCUCCCUCAACAGCUCGACGUCGGUCAACACGGUCAGGAACAUCGGGGGACUGCCCGGGACACCCAGCCAAGCCCAACUCGGUAGGUACACCUCGGCCAUAAGGGCGCUCACAAACGACUUGCGCAAGAGCUCAGGGGCAGCGGCCGAGGACAAGCGGCGGCCCUCCACGCCAAGGUCCUCCGUUACCAAGAUACCGGCCAGCCGAAGCAGCAGCAGCGGCAGCAGCAUCGGACCCGCCAGGAACAUCCGCAGAGCCGCAGGGCAGGAGGUGCAACAGCAGCGUCCGUCGAGUGGGGUAUUAGGUUCGGGCCAUCAGCGGAAUCGGCCGACGACCGUGACGUCGCGCAGCAGCAGUGGAAGCAGCGUCGGGCGCCAGCAGCAGCAGGGACCGUCGUCGUUGGUCGGUCGGAUCGCGAAGCAGCUCGACUCGAGGAGCUCGCUGCAAGCGCGGAACAGCGCGACCAGACUGAGCCAGCCGCGCAGCGGCACCGUCGCCGCACGAAGCCAGAGCUUCAUGCGGCCCACCGCCGCGAGCGUUAACAAGGGCUCGAUACCAAACCUGCCCAAGAGCAUCAAAACUCUCGUCAAGUGAGGCUAGUACGUAAUGACCUAUACUUAUGUAUAUUAUUUAUACAACACUGUUUUUAGUACGUAUAUAUUUGUUGUUGUUUUGUUAUAUCUCUCUCUCUCUCUCUCUGGCCUAAUCUGUCUGUGGUGUUGUUUUUACACAUGCAUCACAGAGACACGCGUGUGACAAUAAAGUGCCGAAUAUAAUAUAUAUUAUACCAUGAUGAUGAUGACAUAUUAAAUAUGACCGAGAAUCAUAUUAUGAUAUCCCUCACGUGCCAUUUUACGCGUGUUUUAAGGGAGAUGACUGAACGCUACUUAUGCUCUUUUGUUUCUUAUUAUCAUCCUUUUUUUGAGUCAGCCAAUGCUUUUUUACGGCGCUGCUCCCACUUUCUUUUUUUCUAUAUCUACUAUUUAUUCUACGACUCAUGUAACAAUACGACGUCUCUCUCUUUUGUUAUUUGAUGGCCAACGCAAGGAAGGACAAUCAUGUAUGAGAAGGGAGGAGAUUCAUUAUAUUAUUAUUAUUAUUAUUAUUAAUAAUUAUUACUAGUACUGUCACUAUUGAUAUUAUUAUUACUAUUGUUAGUACUUUAAUCAUCAUCGUAGCGGGUACAGCUGGAUGUUGUCCCGCGUUGACAUUUGUUUUCUCACCCAUACUCACGAAUCUUCCGAGCGCUCCGCCAAGCAAAAUAAAUAUAAAAAUAGUAUUUUGUAACACCUGACUAACAAUUAAGUAAUAUAUAUAUAUAUAUAUAUUUGCAUAUAAUAUACAUACAUAUUAUCUGUAUCAAAGAGAAAAUCGAU
Copidosoma floridanum is the source of this 6587-nucleotide messenger RNA. RefSeq names its product FH2 domain-containing protein formin 3 (gene form3). Gene Ontology annotation, molecular function: actin binding. Gene Ontology annotation, biological process: cellular component organization. The record is from RefSeq and is a predicted model, not a curated record. NCBI's taxonomy places the organism in Eukaryota, Metazoa, Arthropoda, Insecta, Hymenoptera, Encyrtidae.